AUGAUUUCAUACACCCUCCGAAAAUGGAUGUUCAUUAUUGCACUAAUCUCCAUUACAUGCAUCGCUGCCCUGUUGAUUUUGCAAGUGAUCUGCAGUAGCAGCAACAUCAGUACCUCUGUUUAUGACCAACAAUUUCAUAACACACAAAGCAUUGAAAUUAUGCAGUCUUUUCACAUCCAAACAGAAUGGCUCCACCUGUCUGUAGUCAUCUUGUACACUACUGGUCUUGUCAUUACAAGUACAGCAUAUAUUCAUUGGUAUUUCGUUCCUCUAGCCGUAUUCAUCGGCAUCCAAUGGAUAUAUUCUACCUUUACACUAUUGGAUCGAGAUAAUUAUAUCAAGGAUCAGCUGCAAUUAUCAUGGCAAGCAGCUUACAAGGACAAUGUGCUUAUAUUGGAAAACAUUCAAAAUCAAUGGAAUUGCCAAGGUUUUAGUACCACUUUUGAUGAGCCUGCUUUCACCUCGACUGAAAAUGUGGAUACUGCUUGCUACCCUAUAUUAUCAGAGACAUUUGGGUCCACUAUCUACAUUUGGGGCAUUGGACUAUGGGCUGUCAAAGUGAUUCAGAUUAUUGGUUUAAUGGCAUGCUAUGCCCUUUAUAUCCACGCUCAUCACGAAUUUAAACAAAACGAUGAAGAGCGAGGUGCUAUUCAGCUACCAGAGCAUAAUUCCGACAUUGAAGAGUACACUGACAGUGAUGAUGACGAUGACGAUGAUGCAGCUACCAUUGUGGUGUUACCAUUCACACAUGUCAAUGAAAAGCAGCCUGUACAAAAUCAUGGCGAAUACCCCUUUUGA
This is a messenger RNA of Mucor velutinosus, 798 nucleotides long. RefSeq lists its product as uncharacterized. Lineage: Eukaryota; Fungi; Mucoromycota; Mucoromycetes; Mucorales; Mucoraceae. The coding region runs from base 1 to 798 and encodes 265 amino acids. The record is from RefSeq and is a predicted model, not a curated record. The transcript has 4 exons.